Messenger RNA from Cajanus cajan (pigeon pea), 1865 nucleotides. RefSeq lists its product as uncharacterized. The record is from RefSeq and is a predicted model, not a curated record. NCBI's taxonomy places the organism in Eukaryota, Viridiplantae, Streptophyta, Magnoliopsida, Fabales, Fabaceae. Gene Ontology annotation, molecular function: tRNA dihydrouridine synthase activity. Gene Ontology annotation, biological process: tRNA dihydrouridine synthesis.
UGUAAUAAAGCAGCCAAAUCUCUUAUCUACAAGCUUCCUUCAGAUGUAGAAAAGCUGGUUAACACAAGUUCAUAAGUAGCCAAACAGAGUACGUUGGUUUGGUUUCCAUUACUUGUCUGGAAUCUGGAUAAGCUGCAAACCAACAUCCACGACCCGUUGUCAAAUCCGGCACCAGCAUCAUAAAUUUCUUUCCUUCACGUAGAAGUAGCUGAGAGAGCAGACCAUGGUUUGCUAGAAGGGAUGAGAUGACGAAGCUUGCAGGAUAUUCCCUGGCCGUUUCAUUUGCUCCCAUAAGUUAUAAUUUAGUUAAAAACAAUUGCAGAUUCACGAUAGGUAUAUCGCGUAGGAACAAAUGCAGCUCUAGGUUAUUUUCCAUUCAUGCCCAGAAAGAACAAUUGCAUGAGAAACCUGGGGUGGUUGGCAGAUACUAUUUUCCUCCUUGGUUUAGUGUUGCUCCAAUGAUGGACUGGACAGACCAUCACUAUAGGACUCUAGCACGCCUCAUAUCAAAACAUUCUUGGCUGUACACUGAGAUGCUUGCAGCUGAAACAAUUGUUCAUCAGAAGGACAAUCUGGACAGAUUCUUGGCAUAUUCUCCAGACCAACAUCCCAUUGUGCUUCAAAUUGGAGGGAGUAAUAUAGAAAGUUUGGCUAAAGCAACUGAACUUGCUAAUACUUAUUGCUAUGACGAGAUCAACUUAAACUGUGGAUGCCCUAGUCCAAAAGUUGCCGGGCAUGGGUGUUUUGGUGUGAGCCUUAUGCUUAACCCCAAGUUUGUUGCUGAGGCCAUGUCAGCAAUUGCUGCCAGCACAAAUGUACCUGUCAGUGUCAAAUGUCGAAUUGGUGUGGAUGAUCAUGAUUCUUACCAUGAGCUGUGUGAUUUUAUAUACCAGGUUUCUUCUCUAUCACCCACUAAGCAUUUCAUAAUUCACUCAAGGAAGGCACUACUCAAUGGCAUUAGCCCUGCUGAAAAUAGGAGUAUUCCUCCGUUAAAGUAUGAAUACUUCUAUGGCCUCUUACGUGACUUUCCUGACCUAACAUUUACAAUCAAUGGUGGUAUUACUAGUGUUGAUGAGGUCAGUGCAGCUCGAGAAGCUGGGGCUCAUGGUGUUAUGGUUGGACGUGCAGCAUACAACAACCCUUGGCAUAUUUUGGGACAUGUUGAUGCUACAAUUUAUGGUACACCAAGGUGUGGUCUUACACGUCGUCAGGUCCUUGAAAAAUAUCUAGCCUAUGGGGACUCGGAGUUGGGAAAAUAUGGACAUAAGCCAACUGUGCGGGAUAUUGUGAAGCCUUUACUCCAUCUUUUCCAUUCGGAACCUGGGAAUGGACUUUGGAAGCGCAAAGCUGAUGCUGCUUUCAGAAAUUGCACGACAAUCGAAUCAUUUUUUGAAGAAACCCUUGUAGCAAUUCCCGACUCAGUAUUGGAUUCGCCUGUUGCGGAACCACCACCCGGCCGUGGAGAUCUUUUUGCUAACAUACACAAUUUAUUGCCUCCUUCAUACAGAAAAAGGGAAGAAGCAGUAACCAUCUGUGCUUAGCUUCACGUGUGCCCUGCAAAACCAAGCUGUAGUCAUUGCCUCUUUUAUUUGUUUAUUUAUUUUUAUUUGUAAAAUGAAGUGAUAGGUCUCAUGUAACAGCUCAUAUUAAUACAACAUAAAUGCAUAAGCUAUUUUUUGUAAGCAAUUGAUUUUGAAUGUAAUCCAUUCGAUGUAGAAGCCAGGAGCAUAAAAUAGUGGAUUGAAAUUCUAUGUUGCGUUUGCUUUCACUCAUGUUUGGGCCACGGAAUCUUGUAAUGGAUGUUAAAACUAUAAUAUAGAAUAUUGACAAAAAAAAAAAAAGAAGAAGAAAAACACUGCUAACAA